This is a messenger RNA of Menidia menidia (Atlantic silverside), 3245 nucleotides long. The record is from the annotation of a GenBank genome assembly. NCBI's taxonomy places the organism in Eukaryota, Metazoa, Chordata, Actinopteri, Atheriniformes, Atherinopsidae.
ACAGUUUCACUUACAAUUAAUUACCUCAAACAUCAACAGAAGAUGUGUUUUCAAAACCUCUGAGUCGCAGCCUGAAUUGAAAACAUUGGCCAUUGGCGAGAGGAACUAACAGCAUGUUUUCACGCAGGUGGAGGUUCGGUUGGGACGGGGUCAGCGAUGUGGACCUGUUCACUGACCGCCAUGAGGCAAACGCAGAGACUCUCUCUCAGGCCAUCAGAGCUGCAGCAUCUCAGGAGCCGGAUGCAGAUGGCAGCGUACUGUUUGGCCACCUGAGGGGCACAGUGGUCGGCCUCAGAUAUUACACGGGGGUGGUCAACCGUGGGGAGAUGGUCGGUUUAGUACGGGAGCCCAAUAAUCCGUACGACCGCAACGCUGUGAUGGUUGCAAAUGUCUACGGCAACCAGGUGGGCCACAUCAAGAAGGAGCUGGCGGCAUGUAUGGCCCAUGUGAUGGACAACAAUUUGGCAAAAGUGGAAGGGAUUGUGCCAUCGGGAACGAAUAACCAAUUCACCAUGCCAGUCAUGCUGUCUUUUUGGGGGACAGAAGAGAACAAAGCGGCAGUUACAGAGCACAUGCUACGUCGAGGAUAUAAAUUGAACUCGGAUGGAAGCGGACAGACAGGCAAAAGUCUGAAAUCACAAGGUAGUACUGGUGCACGUGCAUUUUCAUCUAAAAAAGGUGUGACCAUUCCACUAACUGCAGAGGAGCUAAAGAAUGCAUUUGAUAACCUGUUUGAAGGUUUGAUGGAAAGCAAAGAUGGGGAGAAAGAUGCUGCUGAGUCUGUGGCCACUCCCCUUCUGCCUCACCAGAAGCAAGCGCUGUCCUGGAUGUGCAAUCGAGAAAACAAAUCUGUGCUCCCACCAUUUUGGGAGAAGAGAGGAGAGUUGUACUACAACAGCCUCACAUGUUUUUCUUCCAAAGAAAUACCAGAGAGAGUUCGUGGGGGGAUACUGGCCGAUGAUAUGGGACUGGGUAAAACGCUGACUACAAUUGCUCUGAUCCUGACCAACUUUCACAAAGGAAAGCCUCUGCCUUUGCAGAAAUGUGAUGAGCAGUUUUCACCCGCCAAAGCUAAACUUACACCUCAAAAGGCCAACAAAACAGAGGGAAGCAGCAGUAGAGGAGAUGGGGCGGCUGUUGAAGAUGCAGCCAGUUGUUCUGAAAGCUCAAAUCUAAGCAAGGAGGGUUUGAUCUGUCCUGAUCCAGCAGAUGUGAUGGAGCAAGCCGAAGAAGCGCUCAAAAGUACAAAAAUGGGGAAGAAGAAACCCACCAAGCGAAAGCCCAGUAAAGAGGGUCCAGUAUUGUUUGAGGAUCUGGAUUUUGCUGCCGCACUGGGCAGCUCCACAUCAGACAUAGGUAAAAAAAAGAAGAAGAAAACACCUGAGAAUACCAAUGUCACACAGGGGGAGGAAUUCUUCAUCACUGAAAACACAGAUGACUUAUCAGCAAGAGCAACUCUCAUCAUCUGUCCACUGUCUGUGCUCAGCAACUGGCUGGAUCAGUUUGAGCAGCACGUGCAUGCCAAUGUGAAGCCAAACAUCUAUCUGUACUACGGCCCAGAUCGCAACAGAAGCAAAAAGUUUCUGUCCUCUCAGGAUGUGGUGAUCACCACGUACAACGUCCUCUCUGCAGACUUUGGGAAUAAGAGUCCUUUGCAUGGGAUCAACUGGCUGAGGGUGGUGCUGGAUGAAGGACAUGUCAUAAGAAACCCAAAUGCGCAGAUGAGUAAGGCCGUGCUUGAACUAAAAACUCAGAGGCGCUGGAUUCUUUCAGGUACUCCUAUCCAGAACAGUGUGAAGGAUUUGUGGAUGCUACUGGCAUUUCUGCGUCUGAAGCCUUUCGAUGUGAGAGAAUGGUGGAACAGAGUGAUCCAGAGACCUGUCACACUUGGAGAUAGGGCUGGCUUGCAAAACCUUCAAAACUUGGUGAGGUGCAUCACCCUGAGACGGACCAAGAGCAGCGAGGUGAACGGACGCCUUCUGGUGUCGCUGCCUGAAAAGACGGUCUACGUGGAGCAAGUGGAGCUCAGUCAGCAAGAGAGGGAGGAGUACGAACUGGCACGCAACGAAGGGAGGAACACUAUUGGCAGAUAUGUUGCUGAAGGGACCAUCUUGAGGAAUUAUGCUGAUGUGCUGGCCAUUCUGAUGAGGCUCCGGCAGCACUGCUGCCACCCCGGUCUGCUGCCAAAGGCAUCUUCCGAUUUGGGCGCUGCAGCAACACCGGCUGAGCUGCGCGAGCGUCUGAUAGAAAAGCUGCGGCUGGUGCUGGCCAGCGGCUCUGAUGAAGAGUGCUCAGUGUGUCUGGACUCAGUCCGCCUGCCCGUCAUCACACACUGCGCACAUGUUUACUGCCGGCCCUGCAUAGCCCAAGUCAUCAGCACAGAGCAGGCAAAGUCACGGUGUCCUCUCUGUCGAGCGGAGAUUAAAACCGGCGAGCUGGUGGAGUUUCCGCAGGAGGAGCUGGAAGAGGAGAACGCUACGAAUACUGAAAGGUGGAGGACAAGCUCAAAGGUUCAGGCGCUGAUGGGGAACCUGCUCAGGCUGCGGUCGGACGAUAGCACCAUCAAGUGUCUGAUCGUCUCCCAGUUCACACGCUUCCUCACCAUCCUGGAGACCCCACUCAGGGAACACGGUUUCAGUUUUGUGCGUCUGGAUGGUACGAUGAGCCAAAAGAAGAGGACCCAAGUCAUCCAGGAGUUUCAGAGCUCCGCAGUAGACGGCCCAACCAUCAUGCUCCUGUCACUCAAAGCCGGGGGGGUGGGCCUUAACUUGACCGCUGCCUCUCACGUGUUUCUCAUGGACCCUGCAUGGAACCCAGCUACAGAGGAGCAAUGCAUCGACCGCUGCCACCGCUUGGGCCAGAAGAAGAAAGUUGUUGUCACCAAGUUCAUUGUGAAGAACUCAGUGGAGGAGAACAUGGUAAAGAUCCAGAGGCGGAAGCAGGACCUGGUGGAGAAAGCCUUCGGCUCCACAAACACAGACAGAAAAACAACUCGGAUCGACGAUAUCAGAGCUCUGAUGGAGCUGUAGACGUCCAAUAGUUGAUAUAAAAUUAUGAUUCCGAAUCCUUUUUCGUGAUGCACAACUUAACAUUUUGUAUUUGUUCAGCUGCAAUGUAAUGCCAGUCGUGGCGUUACACAACAGCUUUUCAAAGCGGGAAAUUCUAUUUGUAACAAUGUUCUUGGUUGUAUUUUUCACUCUGAAUUAAAGAAAUGCAGGAAGGUAAUUCUCAAAUUGUGUUUUUGA